Naegleria lovaniensis is the source of this 1203-nucleotide messenger RNA. RefSeq lists its product as uncharacterized. Bases 1 to 1203 code for a protein of 400 amino acids. Lineage: Eukaryota; Heterolobosea; Eutetramitea; Acrasida; Naegleriidae. The transcript has a single exon. The record is from RefSeq and is a predicted model, not a curated record.
AUGACGGAUUUAAGUUUUUCAUGGCAAGCACCACACAAUCAACAAUCAUCACCAACGUCCGUCUUGUUGAGUAUGAGCCAUGGAAGUGUUAGUAGCAGCAGUAGCACCAGCAUCAUCACUCCGAGCACAGAUUUCAAUUAUCUACAACAUAGUAUUCCAUCUAACGCUUCUCCUUUGUUAGCCAGUUAUCACUCUCUCAGCAAUAUUCAAACGACAGCCUUGACUUCAUCCUUCUUACAUCAUCAGCAUCAUCAUGGAGAUACUCCUCCCUCGCCCAUCACCAACCAAUGUUUAACGGGUAGUAAUCAUUAUGAUCCGAUUCUAUUACUUCACUUUUUGCAAGAAGCCAAACGUUUGGAUCCUCUCUCACUGAUGAAUGAAGCCAAAGAGAAUGCAAAAAAGAAACUUGUAGAGGAGAAGGAAAAAACACCAAAUCGUACAGAGAUCAGUCUUUACUGGAUCACAAUAACUCCACAUUGUUCGGAAAGACAAAGGAAAGGUGUGUGUGAAGUGGCUGAAUUAUUAAUGAGAUAUGCUCAUGAUAACAACAAGAAGUGGCUCUUACAGACGGCUUGUGUCAAGUCGGUCUUGUAUGGAUUUGAAAUGGAUGAAGUGUUGCAUGGGUUAGUGUGGUUAGUGAGCGAGAAAAUUAAAUCCCUCAAUAUGAAUCGUGCAAGUUGCAGUGGUGGAUCAAGUACCAAUAAUUCACCAAGAAUUGCUGGAAUGUUGACUCAUUCCACGGACCAAAAUCGUGUCCAACACAACAUGACGAAUAAGGCAGUCAUGGAAAAUAGAAAUGGUGACUCAUGCACUCCAAGGAAUGUCACAAAAUCAACAGAACAAUCACCACGGAAUUCUGUUGAGCCUGUAUCUGUGAUUCCUUCCAAUAUUGUAACCUCCAUGAGCCCUACUGAAAACGUCAAUUCAAACUCUCCUCCAGGAACUCCAGGUACCCCGGGCUCCAUCAAAAGAAAAACUCCUGUAAAAGUAGUGAGGGUUCUUGGCAAUGAAUCAUCGUCCCCUUGUUCAUCUCCAGAGUCUGCUGGUACUAUUGCAAGCAAGCCACAAAUUGUAUCAGCUGGAAGUAUUGCAAGAAAAGGCACGGUGGCAACACGAGUCGUGAAAAGAAUUCAAAAACAAACUGACAGUCCCUCGAGCACUCCACCAGCAAGUCCUCGUUCCGAGUCAUCAGAAAAGCAGUAG